AUGGCAGAUUACGGUGGGAUGAUAAGAAAUUGGUUUGUUAGUUUAUGCUACAUUAUGAGAAGUUUGAUUUUCCGAAUACUAUCCGUUGGUCCAAUACCAAACCACAUUGCUUUCAUUAUGGACGGUAACCGUAGAUACUCAAAGAAACAUAAUCUCGGCCAAGGAGACGGUCACAAAGCCGGCUUUAUUGCACUCAUGUCUCUUUUGAAAUAUUGCUACGAAUUAGGUAUAAAGUACGUCACCAUCUUCGCCUUCAGCAUCGACAAUUUCCGAAGGCAUCCUGCCGAGGUUCAAUACGUAAUGGACCUCAUGCAAGACAAGAUGGAAAUAUUACUCAAAGAAACAACUAUCGUUCAUGAUUACGGCGUUCGAAUUCAUUUCGUCGGAGACUUGAAACUCCUCCCAACUCCGGUUAGACUUGCGGCGGAGAAGGUCAUGCGCGCCACCGCUAAUAAUAACAGGACCGUGUUGUUCGUCUGUGUGGCGUAUACUUCUUUGAAUCAGAUUAUUCGUGCGGUUGAAGAAGCUUGUCAUGAGAAGAUUAUAAAGAUUGAUGAUUGUAUUAAUUAUAAAGAUGAGGAAGUUAUAAUGGAGGUGGAUAUUGAGAAGUAUGCUGACAUGGCGGUUGCGCCUGAUCCUGAUAUAUUGGUGAGAAGCUCCGGCGAGACUCGGCUGAGUAAUUUUCUGUUAUGGCAGACGAGCAAUUGCAUGUUGUAUUCUCCCAAAGCGCUGUGGCCGGAGAUGAGUUUGAAACAUAUUGUAUGGGCUGUUUUAGAUUAUCAACGUCACUAUCUGUUCUUGGAGAAGCAGAGGAAGAAGAAGAUGAAGCAACUUUGA
Impatiens glandulifera is the source of this 837-nucleotide messenger RNA. Its product is annotated as dehydrodolichyl diphosphate synthase 6-like. NCBI's taxonomy places the organism in Eukaryota, Viridiplantae, Streptophyta, Magnoliopsida, Ericales, Balsaminaceae. Bases 1 to 837 code for a protein of 278 amino acids. The transcript has a single exon. Gene Ontology annotation, cellular component: endoplasmic reticulum. Gene Ontology annotation, biological process: polyprenol biosynthetic process. The record is from RefSeq and is a predicted model, not a curated record.